AUGGAGAAAUACACGAAAAUACGUGUGCUUGGGAAAGGUAGCUUUGGCAGUGCCAUCCUCAUCAAGCGGCGCAGCGACAAUGCCCUUCUCGUCAUCAAGGAGGUCUUUUUGGGAAAGAUGAGUAAAAAGGAACGAGAGGAAGCACGUCACGAGUGCCGUCUGUUGCAGCAACUAAGCCACCCGAACAUUGUACGCUACGUAGAGCACUUUGAAAACCGAAAUAACUUAUACAUUGUAAUGGAAUACUGCGAUGGGGGCGACCUUCACGCCAAAGUCAAAUUGGGGCCCAUGAAGGAAUCUACCAUCUUGUACUAUUAUUCACAGGUCUGCCUUGCGAUGGAAUAUCUGCAUUCACGUCACAUUCUUCACCGUGAUAUCAAGGCAAUGAACGUGUUCCUCAUGAAAAAUGGAUCUGUCAAACUGGGGGACUUUGGCAUAUCUACCGUAUUGCGCAACACAAUGGGCAUGGCGAACACAGUGUGUGGCACACCGUACUAUUUCUCGCCUGAAAUAUGUCGCAACAAACCGUACAAUAACAAAUCGGAUGUGUGGGCACUUGGUGUUCUUCUUUAUGAGCUGGCCACGGGGAAGCAUCCAUUCGACGGGAAUAGUAUGCAGCAACUAAUGCAGCGCAUUGUAAAAGGUUCCUAUGCGCCAUUACCGUCGCACUUCUCCCCUGAUUUUCGCAAAAUGGUGGACUGGUGCCUGCAGAAGGAUCCUUCACGUCGACCCAGUAUCAGACAGACGCUCUCGCUUCCUAUUAUACGGCAUUCACUCGAACAACUUGAGGAAAAUCUUAUGCUCGCCACCCAAUGUAAGGUACGGCUUAAAGACAUUAUAGAUUUUGAGGUUGGAGGGGAGAAUAAUAAUGCCAACAACAAUAAUGCGGCCUGGGAACAAGUGAAACAGGGGCGAGAUCCGCAGCGGUAUCCGUCGCCAUCUUCUAAGCCAUUAGAAAUGUCCCCCGGGAAAGCGGCAGCCUUGGCGAUGGCUCAUCAACAAAAUGAACAUCAACAAGCACCACAUCGAUCUCCGCAACGCCUGUCGCCAGGUGCCGAAGCUGCCGUGGAGGCUCUUGCGCAACGUCCUGGAGGAAACUUUGCACUUCUUGGUCCUAAACCCGGCGCGGCGCCUUUGGCUGUUGACCACAACCGCAUUGAAAACUACCGACGAUAUUUGUUGCAGCACUAUCAAAAAGAGGCGAAUGAUAACAAAGAUGUCGCUCCUGCUCCUGGCGGCAAUGGUAAUGGUGUUGGUGGGGGUGUUUCUCCCGCCUAUGCACCCCAACCAGUUCCAGCACUUCCUUUUCUUCGACAACAACCGCAACAACAGCUGCAGCCGCAGCAACGGAAUUUAGCGCCAGCUGCUGUGGAACAUCGAAACCAGAAUCCGAAUGACUCACCCAGGCAAAAGGUUGCGGGGAACGGCGCCGGUGCUGAGGGUUUCAAGGAGCGAAUGCAACGUAUUGACGCCAUCAUGCAGCGGUACGCCCAAAAUGUAGACCCCAAAUCGCGUGAGACAAUUCAAGCAUACAUGAAGCGCAAACAAGAGGAGUACUUGCAGCGGCAGAAGUUAAAACAAGAGCGUAUUCAGCAAAGAGAGGAAAUGCGAAGGAAGGAGAUUGCGAAGGUUAUUGAACAUCAAAAUAUCAUUGCUCGAGGCGACUUGUUGCAUCAACAGCGACAGCAGCAGCAGCAGCAACAACAACAACAGAAAGUGGCUCACCAAAAUCCUCUGGCUGUGCAAGUCCCUUUUGCUGCUGCUAAUUGUUCUCCAUACUCACCACGGAAACAACAGCAACAACAACACGCUGUAUUUGGGCGUGAUCCGCGGUUUGUGCAUCGACCCGUUAAGGAAAUGGAAUCACCUACACCUUUGCAACGAGCCGAACCUAUUAGAAAUAACAAUAAUAAUGCUAACAGGCGACGACAUGAGGCUGCCGUACCGGGCAAAAAGAAAGUUUUUGCAGCGAAUUCUAUUCCUGUGGUUGCGUCCCCCAGGAGCCGGCAGCAUCCGUCGUUUGAUCCGUCGCCACGAGAGGAUGAGGCCCGAUCUCCUCAGCCGGCUGCUGUCGCUGCUGGGGCCGCUGGCGUCAAGGGUGGCGACAAAAACGUCAACAUGAACAGGAGGUUGAGCCCUCCACAGUUAGUUGGUGGAGGGGCGGGUUUGGUUCCUUCAACGAAAGGUGGGAGAGUCGCGGACACGGGUGCCCCUCGACCUUAUCCGUCAGCAGCAAGGGGACCUCUACCCAUGUUUCAACAAGCAAGACCGCAGGGAAUGCUGCGUCUUGUUUCCGCACCGGUUCUUCCUUCGCCUGUGGCGGGCUCUCAUGCUAACCGUGAAGAUGCUGAGGAGAACGAUGAAAUUAACAAAGGGAAGAAGGCUGCUGCACCCACACGUUGCCCAGCAAAUAGGCUUGUACGUCGCAGCAGUGUCCCAUUGCAUUCUCAUAUUGACGAUCCAAACGCACCGAAUGCAAAGCCUUUUAGUUCACCAGUCGUCGGGAACAAACAAAUGAUUCGGCCUACGGCUGCCGCCGGGUUUAUGCCACAGGGCGUAUCACCUCCACAGCGUCAUCUUCAGGGGUUCCUGUCGCCGGUCAAUUCUCCCCGAAAGGGCUUGAUGGUCUUGGGGUCAAAACCAUCCCUGAUUUCGAAAGAGGAUUUGCCUGCUGGAGUGGAGGAUCGUCGUCAAUAUGAGCAAAGGCGUCGGCAACUUUUGCAAAAUGCGGAUAUGAAGCUUUUUCAGGAGGAGCGACCUGAGAGAGCUGAUGGUGCAUUGUUGCUUCAAGCCCCAAACACCGGUUUAGAAGCUCCCGCUAACAAUAAUAGGAGAAAGAGCAGUAAUAGUCAACUUGUCGAUGCCAAGGCACCUUUGCGCUUGGAUGUAGCGUCUAUGCUGGCCAAAGAAAAUCGGGUUGAUGAGAAACCACGGAAAAAAGAAGUACCACCGCCAAUUGCUCUCGCUCCACUUCAAAUACGACAAAUGCAGCCAUCAUUUCCGCAGUGUAGUUCCCCAAAUUUUAGUUCUUCACCAUUUAAAGGAAAUGGGGCACUGCCCGCAAAUACUGCUCGGGCUGCGGGUGCGAAGCAGUGUGUGCCGCAAAGCACCGGUGCCGCUGUGGCCCAAUUACAACUUGGAAUUGGGCAAAUGCCAGCUGUUCUUGGCGUCAAGAUGCCUCCACAGUCACGUGAACCGCCAGUAGCAGGAGCGGUGCGUCGUGAGAGUUUCAGCCAUAACAACUCACAAGGGGAGGGGCUACCGAUUCUCCUCGAUAUUGGUUACGGCUUUUCCUCACCUCGAGAGGAUGGUACGAAACAGUCUCAGGUGCCGGGAACCGGUUUAAAAGCCGCCUUACCAUCAAUUACUGAUUUAGGUGCAGAACAGCCCGAUGUAUUGCAACAGUGGCGAAAUGUUGCUGAGAACAAUUCAGGUUACAAGGCCGCGCACCGAAUUGCGUUUACUCAAAUGCAGACGGCUGCAACACAAGAAACUCAAGUAUUUAGUGGCGAUGAUGAUGUCCUUAUAGCCUUUCAAAAGGCAAAUGGGAUGCCUUUGAGUAUCCCUAGUACGCUUGAGGUGCUUCGAACUUUUCGUGAUGGUGAGGCAGAUGAUUUGGAUGUUCCAGUAGAAAAAUGCCCCGGUGUAUCGCUAGCAUUGCUGAAAACGAAACAAAAAAAGAAAAACGAAACCAAUUCUUCUGUGAGUCAGCCGAGCGCGACGCCAGUAUUGGGCUUAUCGUUACCGAUUGAUACGGAAGAUAUGGAAAAUCAACGUGAAGACGGUAAUCCAUCGCCCAAGUUGCCGUCAUCACCCGCGACAAACAGUAAUGCAAACACACCACCCAAUUUGUUUGGGUUGGAUCGUCGUGAUUCGGUGGAAACGGAGGAGCGUGCCGCCAUGUUGGCAAUUGUGGACGGUAUCAAUGAUGCUCGGGCUAACAAUGACCCGGAUGGCGCUAACAACAGUGUGACCUCUACCGACCGUCCAAACGAACCCUCGCUUGAAGGCUACCUUGCAAUGCUUGACCACCUGAGGGGUCUUCUAUAUCGUCGACGACCCUCUUCGAAAAUGGCGUUUCCCGCCGAAAAAGAAGAAAGAAUGGAAAAUGAACAAAAAAGGGAUGAUGAUGACGAUGAUGAGAAGGGAAAAAUAAUUAAGGUACCGCCGCCAUUUGUGGGGAAAAGGAACAGUGAUCUUGAGCCAUUACGGCCUGGAGGAAUUUCUUGCUCCACGGCCGAGGAUUUGUCAAAAUCACAAGGCCUGCAACAUACAAAGGCGUGGAACGCAUUGUGCGAGCAACAGGCGAAUCAAAUCUUGCAAUCAUUAGGCAAAGAUGAGGGGAAGCAGCCUCUAACUCCGGGCUUUAAGCCAAGCGUGGAGGAAUACGAAGACAAUGCCGAAGAGGAAAUAGAUGAAGAGGACAAUGAGUGA
This is a messenger RNA of Trypanosoma cruzi, 4434 nucleotides long. RefSeq names its product protein kinase, putative. Bases 1 to 4434 code for a protein of 1477 amino acids. Gene Ontology annotation, molecular function: ATP binding; protein kinase activity. NCBI's taxonomy places the organism in Eukaryota, Euglenozoa, Kinetoplastea, Trypanosomatida, Trypanosomatidae. Gene Ontology annotation, biological process: protein phosphorylation. The record is from RefSeq and is a predicted model, not a curated record. The transcript has a single exon.